GCAACAAACAGCAGCGUACGCCGCCGGGGGACAUCAAUGGUGGAGUACGCGUCCAUUCAGGGAAAGGUCUGAGAGAGACCAUUACUGGGGCUUACAUGGAGAGCUGAAAGUGAAUAUGAGGUUAACGUCCUUAAUGAUGUACAUAUCUCCGGUCCUGCUAGUUAUUUUGUAUGUAUAUAUCGGAUUUUCUGAAGCUGCACCUCGCAUCAGCCCGUACGAUGCGUCGCCUAUCUCCAGGAAGCCCGGCUCAGCCUCCGACACCUGGGAGACCUUCCACACCGACAUGCCUCGUCAUUUACCCGAGAGAAGGUCCGCUCUCGGGCCUCUGACCGGACUCACACCAUCGCCUGCUAUUGUUUCUGCCGGCCCGACCACUACUGCUACUAGCAGCCCUAAUUCUAUAAUUGCAACCACCUUCCAGCUUCCAACAACGGACCCGACCACCACCACUACUACCGCCACCUCUGAAACUGGAAUCAUUUCAGCCACAAGCGAGCAAAUAACAGCGCCGAUUUCCAGGUUAACCGGCGCACGCAAGAGAUCCACAGAUGCACAAACAUCACUUUUUGCUCCGGAGAAAACGCUGCAGGCCAUGGUGUCCAUGGUCUCCCAGCGCACUGCUAACGAUGCCUGGGCUGCAGAUAACACUGGCACAUCUGUUACCUCAGUAGAGAAUAGUCAAGAGGGCCUUUGUAACUGCAGCAGUGGUGGUGAGGGGAUCUUGGACCCGGAUGAGUGUGAUCAGAGCACCGGUCAGUGCUCGUGUGUGCAGGGCUACGCCGGUCUGCAGUGCGAGGACUGCGAGGAGGGACACUUCACCAACGGCACCAGCGGAUGCCUGCCCUGCACCUGCGACUCCUUUGGUGCAAUCAACAACCUCUGUGACAGCUCAGGGAUAUGUGUGUGCAAGACGGGAGUGUACGGACCCAAGUGUGACGAAUGCCACCCGGGGUUCUUCCACUUCAGCAGCACUGGUUGCCGGCCCUGCCAGUGUCACAACCACACCAACUACUGCCAUCCACAGUCGGGAGUGUGUCUGAACUGUGAGGGCAACACCCAGGGAUCCAACUGCGAUGAGUGUAAGCCUGGUUUUUACCGCAACCCUGGAACUGCCCUGACUGAAGCCUGUGCACCGUGUCCCUGCUCCAACUUCACCUCCAGCGGCACCUGUCACACCGAUCCCAGCGGCUCCCCGGUGUGUGACCAGUGCCUUCCCCAGUACAGCAGCCCAUUGUGCGAUGAGUGCAGCGCUGGCUUCUACAAAGCAUCAGGGGUUUGCGUUCCCUGCGACUGCAGUGGGAACGCAGACCCUCAAGGCCCCAUCCAGCUCUGUCACCCUGACACCGGCCACUGCCUCCGCUGCAUCAACAACACCACCGGGCCCCAGUGCCAGAUCUGUGUGCAAGGCUUCGUAGGGGAUGCACGAGCACAUAACUGCACCCGUCCUACCCCCCAGCUCAUUCCCACACCAGCAGAUAAAACCACAACAGAGACCCCCACAUUGAGUACAUCCGCCCCCUCCACGCCCACCACCAGCACCACUUUGACCUCCUCCACAGCAAGAGACGUCCCGGCCUCCACGUCCAGCGGCAACACGAGCACGCCACUGAGCACUGCUGCUACCACCCAGGCCCUGCUGACCAGCCUGAGCAGCCCCACUGACAACACCACAGCAGCCCUAACCGAGGUCUCCUGGACGCAGUUCAACAUCAUCAUCCUGGCCGUCAUCAUCCUGGUGGUGCUGCUGCUGCUGGGCUUCGUCGGAGGCGUGUACACCUACAGGGAGUACCAGAACCGCAAGCUCAACGCCCCCUUCUGGACCAUCGAACUGAAAGAGGACAACAUCAGCUUCAGCAGCUACCACGACAGCAUUCCCAAUGCUGACGUGUCAGGCCUGCUGGAGGACGAGGCCAAUGAGGUGGCGCCCAACGGCCAGCUGGCUCUCACCACACAGGGAAACUGCUACAAGGCUUAGCACCCCACCCCACCCACCCCCAGACUGGACACCUAGAUUUACAGAUGACACAAAGCUGCUGGAAAGUACCAAAUCCAAAGCUCCUUCAUGUAUGACUGCUUGUUGUUCCCCUGCUGGUCUGCGGCGCUUCACAACACUCUGAAAACUGACAGCAGAUGAGAUCAAACAUAUGGAGAAGAGACACAGAGUUUCCACUUGAAACAGUUACCCUUUUUUGAUAUUAUUUUGUGUGUACGAUCGGUGAAAUGGGUCCAAAGAAAAAAGUGUUUUGUUUGAGUUGUGCCUGCAGGCGAUUAGUUAGUAAUUGGCAUGGCGUGAGACAGGUGCCAAACAUACACCUGUUCCCUGAAACAAUGAUCCUGACACUGGAUAGAGGACUUGCUGGAGCCUAGCAUUUCAGAUAUUUUUAAAAUGGACUUUUGACUGUUUAAGUUAUAAGUGGAUCGCCUGAACAGUGAUCUUAAACUGAGACAAUGAUUGUUAUUUAAUGAAGUUUUAUUCAGUUCUUAUUUAUUGGUUGAUGUUUCAUUCUCGGGAGAAAUGCUGCACAUGUAUGAUGUGUUAAUUCAUGGUGUUUUAUCUUUACUUGCUGUCGAAUUGGAAUUUGAAUUGGCCAGUAUGCUUUCAUGUAUAGUUUGUGUGUUUUGGAGAGAGUCAUAGGGGAAGGCGAAGGCUGGUGGCACAAGCGUUUUUAAUGACCUCAUCUUUUGUUUAUAGCUUUCUGUUCUUUGUUUAAGCACGCCAGCUCACCUGAAAUCUACGAGGAGUGUUUCGUUUAAAGAACUACCAUUUAUAAACUCUCACCACUUGGCACUACUGCAGGAUAGUGACUCAUACUAGGCUUGCGUAAACCGCCAUAAUCUACUUGUAAUCUAAUCUGCUCUUUGCUGCCUACCUCAGCAAAAAAUUGAUCAAACCAUUUGAAAAAUGUACGUAGAGGUUGGGUUCUGUGACUCAGACUGUUGUUGUGGAGUGAAACCAGCCCCCAUCAAGUUGCAUCAGCUCAAACAGUGAGUUGCUGUAAAAUCGAUGUACUUCAAAGCUUCACACAAGAUCCUGGACACUGACCUCCAUGUUUUCUGUGUUGUUUAGGCUACCAUUGGUUGGGUGCGCUUCAUUUUACCAUGGUGAAUGAGUAAAGCUAAUUAUGGAACUAACUCCUCAGGUACUGGCUCUUUCCCUAAUGUAAUCACUGUAAAUAUGAUUAUUGUACAGAUGAAUGUGAAUAGUAGCACUAUUAUUGUACAGGUAGAAUAAUGUGUGUACACUGUCACUCAACAAGCUCCCAGCCUGUCACUCUCCGGGGUGUGAUGUUGCAGUCAGCCCACAGCUUUUUGUAUUUUUAUUUCUUAUUCUCAGUGGACUUUGCCAUACACACAGCUGCAGGACUAAACAUGCACCACCCAGAACCCAAACAAAUGAUGUAAAUAAUACCCCAAAGUCAGAGCUCAACUCUCAAAUAAAAAUGGGUUUAACUGUU
Molecule: messenger RNA, 3455 nt
Organism: Morone saxatilis (striped sea-bass)
Lineage: Eukaryota; Metazoa; Chordata; Actinopteri; Moronidae
Product: multiple epidermal growth factor-like domains protein 9
Exons: 6
Coding region: 116-1975 (619 amino acids)
Biological process (GO): axon guidance
Cellular component (GO): basement membrane
Molecular function (GO): extracellular matrix structural constituent
Source: RefSeq, a predicted model, not a curated record